AUGGACGAAGGCACGCCGAAUCAGCAGUCGCACGCGUCGUCGACGUUAGGGCAGGACAUGCCACCCCGAGCCGAUAUCGACGAGAUACUGAGGCGGAAGCGGAAGGCACGAGAGUAUAAGGCCUGCUACCCGUGCCGACAGCGCAAAGUCAAGUGCGACCAGAACGUGCCAUGCAAGACAUGCGUCGUGCGCGAGCAUCCAGAGCUCUGCACCUACCAUCCUCCGAGCGAGACGCAUCCACCCGCAAAACGUAUCAGCAUGGGCAUGGGGCAGAAUGGCAAUGACUUUUCCAAUGGGAUGGUCCACAUCCACGGAGGAACAGUUACGCUGCCGCGAGAGGACUGGGAGCGCAUCUGCGCAAAACUCCAGACAGCGGAGAAGUCACUGGCUGACCUGAAGAAUUCCAUCAGCAGCGUCUCCGAAGUGCCACCAAAUCCACCAUCAAAUGAAUAUUCACCAGGAACCGCUGGGAACACACCUCUGGCCGCUGCUGCGCCGAUGGAUGGCGAGACGAGCCAUGUUAGAACGCAAGGCGUCCACACGCACAACGACUUUACCGGCCAGACCAUCCACAUUGGGCCGAGUUCCGUGCCGGCGCUCGUCAUGGCAUUGGGAAGAGGGGACAGUCAAUGGCCGGGAAUUCAGGAUGCCCUGGGCAAGAAGAGCAUGCUGCCGAUUUUUGGUCUAGAUAACGAAACCGCCACGUACCCGUUCGUCGACCUUUGGGGCCUUCCACAUGGUUCUAUUUCCCGUGCCAACGAACUCGCAAACGCUUUGCCAAAUGAUGCUGAGUGUUUGAGUUUCUUCCGGUGUUAUCGAGAGACAGCCCACGUCGUCUACCCUGCCGUUGCAGAUAUCGAAGGCAUUGAAUCAGACCUACUACUUUUCCUGAUCAACCGUGCAAGCUCGCAAGGCACCGCCGGGAUUACAGACCAGCAAAUAUACGGAAAAGACUUCCAUUGGAUUGGUCUCGUCUUCGCUAUCCUAGCAUCAGGAUGCCAAUGUUCCACUCUGCCGAGAAAAGAGAGGGAGUUGACUUCGCAGGUCUACAUCUGUUGCAGCUUUGAGUGUCUUCGGUUCACCAACUUCCUCUCCCAUGCGACGUUGGACAACAUUGAGACGCUUCUCAUUCUGGGGAAUGUCAUUUCCAACAACAUGAAUGCCGGCGUCGCAUGGAGUCUCAUGGGCUUGACCGUCCGCCUUUCGCAGACCCUCGGUUUGCAUCGGAUGUGUCCACCGUCCACCCCUUUGCAGAUCAAGCUUCUUCGAAGCAAGGUCUGGUGGGCGUUGCUGUGGCAAGACUCUUUGCUCUCCAUCUCCUAUGACAGGGCGUCGUCAACUACUACUAUCGACCAUACCGUUCCCUUGAGCCCGCACACUGCACCAGGGACCAGAACCUACGUUGAGAGCAUGUAUCGACUCUGCAAAGUGGGUCUCGAUAUCGUUCGGGAGCGGCAGCGACCACAAAACUCACACGACGCACUCAUACGGAUUACCGAGCAUCGAAACGAGCUGCAAGAGAUUAUGGUCGACGCAGCGGACUAUUUAAAAGAUUCUAGGAGAUGUCGAUCAAUGCGCGACCAACUUGAGCACUGGGCCCUUUACCUCCACAUCUCGUACAUAACCUCCGAGCUGUGUCGACCUGCGAUUAGCCCGAGCACCGCCGGCUUCGAUCUUUCAAAGAACUUGAAGAAGACUUGCAUCGAUAGUCUGGCAAACACUGUCGAAGCAUUUCUUGGCCUGCAGAACAUGACCCCCUUUGCGACACGAUCGUGGGCCUCCGUUCAUCGAUCGGUUAGCUCCGCGUUGCUGCUUGGAAUCCUACAAGAGCACAACCGUAACGAACGAGCUCGGUCCCUCCUCACCAACCUGGUGCAAGUCCUUGGAGAUGUCACAGCCAACGUGGAUCCAGCAGAGCUAUCUGCGCCAAUCACACGAUCAGUAUCUGCCCUCCAACGCCUUCUUAAUUACUCACCGAUGAACCGGAAGGCCAGCGACUCUGGCUCACAAUCUUCACCCUCUCUCCCGACAUUCAACGCGGACGAGCUCAAUGGGGCACUCAACGGUGACGGAACCUCUCUGAGUCAGUCGCCAAUUCUGGGAUUAGAUCUGGAUUCGUCGCCCUAUGCGCUCAUGGAGUCCAUAGUAUGGGGUGCACAAAAGACGCCUUGA
Messenger RNA from Trematosphaeria pertusa, 2172 nucleotides. RefSeq lists its product as uncharacterized. Lineage: Eukaryota; Fungi; Ascomycota; Dothideomycetes; Pleosporales; Trematosphaeriaceae. Gene Ontology annotation, molecular function: carboxy-lyase activity; DNA-binding transcription factor activity, RNA polymerase II-specific; zinc ion binding. The record is from RefSeq and is a predicted model, not a curated record. Gene Ontology annotation, biological process: DNA-templated transcription; regulation of DNA-templated transcription. The transcript is spliced from 3 exons. The coding region runs from base 1 to 2172 and encodes 723 amino acids.